Molecule: messenger RNA, 1137 nt
Organism: Aspergillus saccharolyticus JOP 1030-1
Lineage: Eukaryota; Fungi; Ascomycota; Eurotiomycetes; Eurotiales; Aspergillaceae
Product: transcription factor IIF subunit TFG2
Exons: 4
Coding region: 1-1137 (378 amino acids)
Biological process (GO): transcription initiation at RNA polymerase II promoter; transcription by RNA polymerase II
Cellular component (GO): transcription factor TFIIF complex
Source: RefSeq, a predicted model, not a curated record
AUGGUUCCCCAAAUCAAGCAGGAUCCUGAUGCUCAGACGGCGCCAUACAUCAAACCCGACCCCGACAGCAAAGACACCGUGCUCGCCGACAUCGACGACGAGGAUCUAUACGAAGAUGCCGGCGAUUUGGAUUUCUCGCAGGCCCAGCGCAGCGUCUGGCUCUCGCGCCUGCCCCGGUCGCUGUGGGAGCAUUGGGCGAAGAUCACAAACGAUUUAGACGACGAUGAGGAGAUCCAAGUGGGGACAAUGAGGGUGGAGGGAACGCCAAAUGAUAUUAAACGAGUCAGUUUGCGCAUCAAUGAGAGAGACGACAAUCGCGAGAUUCCCAAAGACUAUAUUCUGCAGCGACAGACAAUCAACACGGAAGCCACCUCCCAUUCGACCCAGAACACUUACCUCUUCACGGAACGCGAUCUCCCUGGUCAGGAGAAUCGCAUGGUGGUCUUCGGCGAGGCCCGCUCCGCGCUGUACGAGUCCAUGAAGCGCGAGAUGAAGAAGAAGGAGCGCAAGAAGAAAUGGGAGCCGUAUGUGCGUAAGACUGUGCCGAAACAAACGGCGCUGGUGGGCAGCGUAGGGGAAGAGUUCAACUGCUUGCCGGUAGAAAAUGAGGAAUUCCGCAUGCUGUCGGAGAAGAAGGCGAUGGAGGCGCUGAAACCCAGGCGCGAGACCGUCUUCAUUGAUAAGAUCCCGGGCAAGCUGCUCCAGUCGCGCAAUGCACUGCCCAGCGACAAGGGGGCCUUUGUGCAAGCGACCAAGCCCGCCAAAAUCAAGGCUCAGGAAAACAAAACCACGCGUAUGCCGCAGAACGAGCUCCUCGAUCUCAUCUACCAGGCCUUCCGCGAGUACAAGUACUGGCCUUUUAAGACACUCAAGGCCCGGCUACGACAACCAGAAGCCUAUCUCAAGCAGACUCUGGAGAUGGUGGCGCAUUUGGUUAAGUCCGGAGACUUUGCUAUGACUUGGGAGCUCAAGCCCGAGGCCAAGGAGAGCAACUAUGCAAACGCCAUGGCCUAUGGAGAUGCCAAGGAGGAACUCCCUCCAGGCGACUAUAACUUCGAUGAAGCCUCGGAGGACGAUCCGAUGGCUUCCGGGAUGAUGACCGAUAAUGAUGAUGCACAGUUCGAGAAUGUUGUCUAA